Malania oleifera is the source of this 947-nucleotide messenger RNA. RefSeq names its product FCS-Like Zinc finger 6. The coding region runs from base 231 to 734 and encodes 167 amino acids. Lineage: Eukaryota; Viridiplantae; Streptophyta; Magnoliopsida; Santalales; Ximeniaceae. The record is from RefSeq and is a predicted model, not a curated record. The transcript has 2 exons.
GGGUACGUGGCAGUUAAACGGCACAAGAAGUCAAAUCGUUCGCUACGCUAAUCGUCCUCAUUACUGCUCUUUCUCUGCUGAAGAAGGUGUGAGGGACCCCACUCCCCUCUGCACUCUGCUUCAGCAGUCUCGCUCCCUCCUCCAUUCUCUCUCUUCUGUCUAUUUAUUUUUCUUAAUUUUCUAAGCUUACUUCGCCAUCGCCACCGCCAUAGCGAGAGAGAGAAUGAGAGAUGGCGGGACUGGGUGUUGUGCUUGAAGGCCAAAAGAGUGGUACUGUGGGGAGGGAGACACAGACGCCUCAAGUCAUCAACAAAACCAGCGUGAUGAGCAAUUACAACAGGCCCUUCCCUUCUUCUUCUCCUUCUCCGCCGUCUCCUUUUUCCUUUUUCCCUUACGCCUCUUCGCCGUCAGUCAAUCAGAUGAUGCCGGCGGCGACGACGAUGUCUCUUCCGGGGAAUAAUUUUUUGGACGAAUGCUUCCUCUGUAAGCAGAAGCUCUUGCCCGGAAAAGACAUCUACAUGUACAAAGGGGACAGGGCGUUCUGCAGUGUGGAGUGCAGGUACAGGCAGAUAUUUAUGGACGAAGAAGAGAGCGCGAGGAUAUCAGACAACUGCGGUUUGGCCGCCAUGAAACCCUCUUUUCCUGUGUCUUCUUCCUCUUCGUCAUCACCGUCUCCAUCCUCCUCUGCUUCUCGCCGUCGCAAAGGAACAAGAGCAGCUCGGGGUUUUGCAUAGGACUGACCUAGAAGAAAAGAAGGAGAAACUUCAUUGUCAUCCAUGGAAGAGAGAAUGUUUUGGGAAUUAAGUUUGGUUCCAGUUUUACCCUUGGUUUCAUUUUGUAGUGGCCCUCUAUAUAUAUAUGUAUACAUAUACAUAUAUAUAUAUAUAUAUUUAUAUAUAUGAACACAAGGGCUUUUUCAAGUUUUAUGAACUGUUAAAUUGUGCCCA